AUGAAGUCCCUCUCACUCCAUCGCUGGUGGCCGCCUAGACCCUUUGAUCGUCGCCAUGCCUUGCAUUUCUACAAAGUCGCGGAAUGCGCGCGCCAUGAUCGCCCGGCACUUCGACAGCUCUCUCAAUCGCAUGGAGGCAAAGGCGAGGGCAACGCCAUGCCAGCAGUGGCAAAAUCAAAAUCGUCGAGCAUGCUGACCAAGGAAUUCGUCUCUGCCAGCCCCACGUCACACCUGCGACUCGUUGCCCUAGCUUCAAUCGCAAAUUCUACAAAUGCCUUCUCGCGCCUUAUCUCUGUUGUCGCAACACCCUGUUUGACCGCAGCACCAGUACAAACGGCUGGUAUGAUCAUGGCACGGUCAACCACGCGUGCGGCCGCUGUCAGAGCAACUCGUUCCCUACAUACCUCGAGCGCCACCACCACGACUGCCUCCCCCGCCGCGCCAGCCGCCAGUGCCAAUUCCUCUCUAUCAGCGAUUACAAAUGUUCUAGAAUCCGUGCCGAGUCCGGGCAAGAAAAAUGCGGCGACAUUAGAUCCCGAGUCGGAUGAAGACGUGCCCGCCGAAGUCGAAGAGGUCAAGGAAGCUUUGGAGCGACCCCCUCCGGUGAAUAGUGACUACUUGCCCCUACCCUGGAAAGGUCGAUUAGGAUAUGCUUGUCUUUGCACCUACCUACGAUACGCCAACCCCCCGGUUUUCAGUUCUCGGACAUGUCGGAUAGCGUCAAUUCUUGAAAACCGUCAUCCGCUGCAAGACCCUUCGCAACCUUUUCAUGCGACCAAGAACCGCCCCGAUCGCGAACAACCCGCGGACCAUGCGCGAGGCCAAGCGUACGUCGAGGCGCUGGGGUUGGCCAAUGCGCGAGAUAUUGUAAAGAUGUUGCGAUGGAACGACAACUACGGGAUCAAGUUUUUACGACUGAGCAGCGAGAUGUUCCCGUUUGCGAGCCAUGAGAUAUAUGGAUAUAAAUUGGCGCCGUUUGCUUCGGAAGUAUUGGCUGAAGCUGGGCGAGUCGCUGCAGAGCUUGGUCAUAGGUUGACCAUGCAUCCGGGUCAAUUUACUCAACUAGGGUCACCACGAAAGGAAGUCAUUGAAAGCUCUAUUCGGGACCUCGAAUUCCAUUCCGAGCUGUUAUCGCUACUCAAAUUACCUCCGCAACAAAACCGCGACGCCGUCAUGAUUCUACACAUGGGCGGCGUCUUUGGCGACAAAGCUGCAACCCUAGACAGAUUCCGCGAGAACUACAAAGGCUUGUCUCAGGAUAUCAAAAACCGCAUCGUCCUAGAGAAUGACGACGUGAGCUGGUCUGUCCAUGAUCUGCUACCCAUCUGCGAAGAACUCAACAUUCCUCUUGUCCUCGACUAUCAUCAUCACAACAUCAUCUUCGACUCGGAUAAACUGCGCGAAGGGACGCUCGAUAUCAUGCAAUUGUACGACCGGAUACGCGCGACCUGGUCACGGAAGGGCAUAACUCAGAAAAUGCACUACUCCGAACCAGAGCCUACAGCAAUCACGCCUCGUCAACGACGCAAACACAACCCUCGUGUAUACACUUUGCCGCCUUGCGACCCGACAAUGGAUCUCAUGAUCGAAGCCAAGGAUAAAGAACAAGCCGUCUUUGAAUUAAUGCGCAAAUACAAGUUACCAGGUUACGAGAAUAUUGGCGAGCUGGUACCUCACGUCCGUGAAGAUGAGAAUAAGCCGUGGAAACCGCCUAAGAAGACGAAGAAGUCGGGCGAUUAUAUUGAUUUGGCGCAGUUGACUCCGCCUCCGCCGAGUAUUCCGUUGGAGGAAGUUAGUAUGGGUGGACCGGAGAGGAGGGUAUAUUGGCCGCCGGGACACGAGGAGUGGUUGAGGCCGAAGAAAAGGGUUAUUGUGCGGAAGAAUACUGCUGUUGGGGAAGAUACUGAAAUCGUUGAGCCGACAGCUGCAGCCAGCCCAGCAAAGAAGUCGUCCAAAGCAAAAGCGAAAGGCAGCACGCCAAAAAAAUCGCCAGCUAAGAAACCAACGAAGAAAGCGACGACGCCCAGAAAACGGCGAAAAUCCGAAGCGAGUAGUGAGUCUACUUCAAGCUCUGACGAAAAUUCAGCAGCUGCACAGAGCAAGUCUCCUGAUCCUUCAUCCGACCCUCUACCGACACCAUCUACAGCAUCUACGCCGGCACGUCGCAGUCGACGAGCGAAAAAGGUCAGCUACGCCGAAGAUGAUUCUGCUUAG
Talaromyces amestolkiae is the source of this 2214-nucleotide messenger RNA. RefSeq lists its product as uncharacterized. The transcript has a single exon. The record is from RefSeq and is a predicted model, not a curated record. Gene Ontology annotation, biological process: mitochondrial DNA repair; nucleotide-excision repair; response to UV. Gene Ontology annotation, molecular function: endonuclease activity. Bases 1 to 2214 code for a protein of 737 amino acids. Lineage: Eukaryota; Fungi; Ascomycota; Eurotiomycetes; Eurotiales; Trichocomaceae. Gene Ontology annotation, cellular component: mitochondrion; nucleus.